GAGGGGAGUGCGCCCUGAUUGACGUCAUCUUGCUUCAUGCAGACAGAGAAUGAGCAGCUGAGUGUACAAAUAUACAGCAACAUCCUGAUAGCGCUGCAGCCUAUUUACCGAUGGAGGGGAUGUGAAGAUGAUGUCUCUGCGUGCGUCUUUUUCUCGGGUCUUUGUGAAAAAUGGAAGGAACAUUCGGCUACUCUGGACCCUACUUUGACCGCUUCAUUCAAAGUCAAGACUCAUCAGUGGUAAACAAGUUUCAGAAGAAGUACUGGAAAACCAAGCAGACGCUGAUCAAAGUCACUGGGAAGAAAGAAGAUGAACAUGUGGUGGCAUCAGACGCAGACCUGGAUGCCAAGCUGGAGGUCUUCCACUCCAUCCAAAGAACAUGCAUGGAGCUCCUAAAGGUCAUUGAGCUCUACCAGAGGAGGAUAUGUUUCCUUUCCCAGGAGGAGAAUGAGUUGGGUCGUUUCCUGCGCUCCAAUGGGUCGCAGGAUAAAAGCAGGGCUGGGAAGAUCAUGCAGGCGACAGGGAAAGCUCUCUGCUUCUCCUCCCAGCAGAGGCUGGCUCUGAGGAAGCCUUUGUGUCGUCUGUACCAGGAGAUUGAAACGUUCCGUUAUCGGGCCAUCUCAGACACGUGGCUGACGGUGAAUCGAAUGGAGCAGUCCAGGACCGAGUACCGUGGAGCCUUGCUUUGGAUGAAGGACAUAUCUCAAGAGCUCGAUCCGGACACACAUAAACAGAUGGAGAAAUUCCGCAAGGUCCAGGCUCAAGUUCGCACAACUAAAACCAGCUUUGACAAGUUAAAGAACGACGUUUGCCAGAAGGUCGACCUGCUGGGUGCCAGCCGCUGCAACCUCCUCUCACAUGUUCUGACAACAUACCAGACGACUCUUUUGCACUUCUGGGGAAAGACAUCCCACACUAUGGCAGCCAUACAUGAGAGCUUUAAAAGCUGUCAGCAUGAGGUUUCCACAGUGAAGGCCUCACAGGAUUCCACAGACAAGUUGGAUAAAAAGAUGGAAAAGAAAUCAACAGAGGAAGACAUGAAGGAGAAAAAAGGAGACGAGACACCUGAAGAUCAACUUAUCUCAUUAGGACAUGAAGACGGGUGCGAAAAGAUAAGAGAAGAGUUGGAUGGAGAGGAGGACAGCCUGGCCCUGCUCAAUGAGAUCCUGGGCGGUUUGUUUGUGGAUGACGGCGAUGUGUCCCAGGAGUGGACAAAAGGGUUUGGAGACACGGAGGCAAGCGCAGCCUCUGGCGGAUCAGCUGAAACCCAGCAGCAGCAGGACAACUCGUUCUUUUUGCCAUCACAGCUUUUGGACCAGAGCUUAAACUGGACCAGCACCGUCCCACAGCCAGUCACCUGUGCAGCAGAGUGCUCAUCUAGAGCUGAACAGAAUCCCUCAAAACCAGCUGCAAAAGAAACGGCUGGGACAUCCAAAGAUCUUUCAGCGUGGUUCAACCUGUUCGCUGAUUUGGACCCUCUCUCCAAUCCAGAUGCAAUCGGAGAAGCUAACAGGGAGCAUGAGCUUCACACGGCAUAGUUCUUCCUCAUCAUUGGGAUCCUUUUUAAACGCUGCAAACUGUUUCAUAUAUAAUAUUUCACACCAGAGGUUAUAAGGGGAAUUUUCUCAUUUCCACCAAAACGGAUAAAAUAAACACAGACAAUCAAGUCAGAACAAAAUAAAAUGUACAUAUAAUUGAAAUCAGAUUCUAAAAUUAAUACACACACCACAGUUAAAUUUUUUAAUGGUCGUUCUAAAAAGUUGAGAUAUUUUCUUUAUUUUAAAUAAUACACAAGUAUUUGAGUUUUACAGCAUUGCUUUACACUGGUUUGUUUUCCAAAAUAAUUUGACUUCUUCCUAAAAUAUAGGAAAUAUUCUGCACCAAAGCUACAUCUAUAGCUAUUUAGUGCUUUUCUUUAUAUUCUUCCAUUUAUGUCACAACUUUUAAUUUUACAAAUUUUUGAUUAUCAAAAUGGUACAACUCGUU
Molecule: messenger RNA, 1986 nt
Organism: Cyprinodon tularosa
Lineage: Eukaryota; Metazoa; Chordata; Actinopteri; Cyprinodontiformes; Cyprinodontidae
Gene: ica1
Product: islet cell autoantigen 1
Exons: 13
Coding region: 171-1538 (455 amino acids)
Biological process (GO): regulation of transport
Cellular component (GO): Golgi apparatus
Molecular function (GO): protein domain specific binding
Source: RefSeq, a predicted model, not a curated record